UAGUGUAAAUAAAUCGUUUAAUUACGAAAUGGAGAGUGAUUCAGAAGACAGUAAAUAUAAAAAAGACAUUUCAAAUUCAAUAACACGGAGACAUAUCGCUAGACUCCACGAAAGAGUUCAAAUGAAGUAUGGAGAAAUGCAAAGGAAAAUGCAGAAAUCAAAAUCUAUUGAUAUUUUAUCAUCCCUGAAUGAUGACGAUGUAUUCAAUAAUUACUCAAAACAUGUUAGUACGAGUGAUAUUAGUACGCUUAGUGAAGGAAGUGAAAAUUCAGUUAAUUAUAAUAUUAAACGUGAAAGUAUGGUGUUUGUUAGUGCUAAUAAAAAUGAUGCUGUAUUCCAUGAGGUCAAAUAUAAAGAACCUGAAACUGCUUCGAUUAUAAGCAAUGAUGAAUUCAAUCAAGAGAACGAUGAAAUGAAGGAUAACAAUUUAUUUAUGUUUGACGUCCCAUUUAAAGGAAGUUUAGAAUCACUAAAUGAAGAAGCUAAAGACAGUGAUGAGUCAUUUGAACCUUCCAUUCCCCACACCAAAUCAUUAAGAAGUCGGAUUGGGUCAAAAAUACGUGAAGCUGCGAGACGAAGAAAAAUGGAAAGAGAAAAGAAUGCUAAAAUUAAAAAAGAUGAUCGCAUGGAAAGGUUUAUAUUUUCAAAUACAACCAGAGAAGAUACCUCAAAAGUAAUUUACAAGAAAUCAAAAAUAGCAACUGUUACUGUUGCUCUGAUAGAAAUUACAGGAUUAGAAGAAAUCGAAGAAGAGAAGCCACGAUCUCUAAGUUGUCGUUUGAGGCUUGGAUCAGAGAAGCGGAAAUCUAAAUUAAUAAAGAGCCACGCAACCUCGGCUAAAUUUCAGGAGCUUCACAAUUUUAAUUUAUACGACGAUGAUUACACUCUGGAAAUUGUAGUAUGUGAUAAAGAUAUACAUGUUGGAAGGAGUGUCCUAGAUCUGAGUAAAAUGGAGAAGGAAAAAACACAUAGAUUGCAAGUUAGUUUAGAAGAUGUUGAUCAAGUUAAAGUAUUUAUUUUGCUUACUAUAAGUGGUAUUGCACUCACUGAAACCGUAUUUAAUAUCAAUGAUAGUGAAGCGAUACAGGAAUCUGAAGACAAAAGAAAACAGUAUACGUGGUACCGCAUUUUCGACCAAUUUUCUAACGUUGGAUGGAUGUCCAUUAUUGUUUAUGGUGCAAAGGGCUUAAGUGCUCAAGAUUGUUAUUGUGUCCUCACUUUAGACAACGAAUGGAAACAUACAGCAACCGACUAUAAGAACAACUCACCAAAUUGGAUGAAAGUAUACACAUUCGAAGUCACUGACAUAACUUCAAUCCUAGAAGUAAAAGUUUGCGAUGAAAAAAAAGGUGAGGAAGUGGGGAAAAUUUCUAUACCAUUAUUGAGUAUUGAGCCCGGGAAAAAAUGGUACGCAUUGAAAGAUAGCACGCAGCGUGAGAGAGCCAAGGGAAAUAACCCUAGAAUAUUAUUGGAGAUGAAAGUGUUUUGGAAUCUUGUAAAAGCCUCGGUUAAAGUGAUAAAUCCAAAAGAAGUGAAUUUAUUGCACACGGAUGACAAACUAGAUAGGCAUGUGCUCGUAAGAAAUAUAUCGCGAGGUAAAGUGGUCACAAUGUGGGUGGUUAACGCUUUUCAACUAAUAAAAACAUGUUUUGAAUGGGAGUCGACAAAAUGGAACGUAAUUUCGCUCAUAGGGUGGUUAAUUUUAUGUUACAUUUUUAAAAUCUGGAUGUUGCCGUUGGUUUUGAUCGUACCAUUUUUUAUGUACCGACCUAAAUCAUAUUGUUUCAUUGAUUGGAAGAAAAUUAUAACAGUUUCACCAAAAACAGAAACCGACAGCGAACAGAAGGAGGAUAAAUCUCUACGUCAAAAACUACAGGAAUAUCAAGAAACGAUACUAGCCGUACAAAACUUUAUAGGAAAGCUAGCCAGUCUUGGUGAAAGUAUCAAAAACCUGUAUAACUUUUCAGUGCCUUUUGUAAGUUUCUUGGCAAUAUUUCUAAUUCUUGUUAUUGCACUAUUUAUGUAUUUAAUACCUCUUCAAUACAUUUUAAUGGUUUGGGGUAUUCAUAAGUUUACAAGGAAAAUAUUGAAACCAAAUAGAAUACCUCAUAGUGAAAUACUGGAUUUGCUCUCUAGGAUUCCCGAUGAUAUUACCUUGUAUAACUAUCAAGAAAUACCACUGGAACAUAUUUCAGACGAUGAAAUAUAGUGAUGGCUGAAUGUGGAAGUACCUUUUAGGAAAAAACUAUUAAUUACGAGAAGAAGAACUAGAUGUGUUUGUAUUAGUAGAUAAAAUGAUCUGAUAAUUUAUAAAUAUAAAAUAUUCUUAUAAGCUUAUAAUAUACAA
Colias croceus (clouded yellow) is the source of this 2347-nucleotide messenger RNA. RefSeq names its product multiple C2 and transmembrane domain-containing protein-like. Gene Ontology annotation, biological process: regulation of neurotransmitter secretion. Gene Ontology annotation, cellular component: synaptic vesicle membrane. Lineage: Eukaryota; Metazoa; Arthropoda; Insecta; Lepidoptera; Pieridae. Gene Ontology annotation, molecular function: calcium ion binding. Bases 29 to 2209 code for a protein of 726 amino acids. The transcript has 14 exons. The record is from RefSeq and is a predicted model, not a curated record.